Molecule: messenger RNA, 1465 nt
Organism: Mugil cephalus (flathead mullet)
Lineage: Eukaryota; Metazoa; Chordata; Actinopteri; Mugiliformes; Mugilidae
Gene: alkbh7
Product: alkB homolog 7
Exons: 4
Coding region: 111-794 (227 amino acids)
Biological process (GO): fatty acid metabolic process; DNA damage response
Cellular component (GO): mitochondrial matrix
Source: RefSeq, a predicted model, not a curated record
CCCACAAUCCUUUGCGUUUUCAAAAUGGCGUCCCACAUAGCCACUUGACUUGGGUCAACGAAACCAAGACGCAGCCGAAGAGAAAGAGAAACAACACCUGACACAGGAGGAUGAAACUGUUGCUGGCGGCUUUGAAACACAUCCACAAACCAGCCGCCUCCUGCCGGCAGCAGCUUCGCCGGAGCAGCGGCGGCCUUUCCGCUCUCGGAGAGGAGGCUGCGGUCGUGGGGUCGAGCCGGGAGCUGGUGCGGAGGCUCGGCUCCCGGGUGGAGGUGAGGACGGGCUUCAUCAGCGAGGAGGAGGAGGCCGCUCUUUUGCUGGAGCUGGAGCCGGGACUGAAGAAGAAACGCUACGAGUUCGACCACUGGGACGAUGCGAUUCAUGGGUACAGAGAGACGGAGCGUGUGAGGUGGGGGGCAGCCUGCGAGGAGAUCCUGAACCGCGUCCGAUCCGAGGCGUUUCCAGAAGGUAGUUCACUCCUCGGCCCCGUGCACGUUUUAGAUUUGGACAAAACCGGCUUCAUCAAGCCCCACAUCGACAGCGUCAAGUUCUGCGGCAGCACCAUUGCCGGGCUGAGUCUUCUGUCAGACAGCAUCAUGCGCUUAGUGAAGGAGAAUGAUUCCAGUGAAUGGCUGGACCUGCUGCUGUCCCGGCGCUCCCUCUACAUACUGAGAGACGAGGCCCGAUACGACUUCACUCACGAGAUCCUGAAAGACGAGGAGUCUGUGUUCAACGGACAGCGAGUGCCUCGGGAUCGUCGCAUCUCCGUCAUCUGCAGGAACCUCCCGGGAUAACGUCCAGUUCAACUCAGCUUGGAUGUUAACAGAAGAUGAAUCAAACGUAGAGGAUUGUGUCAGUGAUCUCCAUUGAGAUAAUUAAGGCCAACAUCCUUAAAGAGUUUUAUUGUUGUCAUAUUGAUGAAGCGUCCAAGACGUUUGUUGCACUUGACGUGAUUGAUUGAUUCGCUGAUUGGAUUUCUGGGGCAGAUACCAGUUUUUAGCAAGAAGAAGCGUCUAAUAGUGAUUAUUUUCAUAUAUGUAGAGAAUAGAUGUGAUGAGCAUGGUUGACGGAUAUGUUGUCAAUAACACCUACAGGAUUUGUGAACAGCAGUUUUGGAGCUCAGUGUGGUGUCUCGGCAGUACCUGACUCCACCUAAUUCUACGUUAGUUCAAAAGGAGCUGAGACGAGUGGGUGUUGCCAAGGCAGAAAAUAAGCACCAGGCGAGGGCACCCACCUCUUACUCAGCAGCCAUUAUAUGCACCAAUGCGAUAUAUCUGUGAAAAGAUAUAAGAACAUGAUAGCUUUAAAUGUAUUUAAAUGUAACAUUAAAACGCAGGUCCUUUCAUACUGAGCAGUGCGCUUCUGUACCCGGGUCAGGUUGAUGAUUUCCUCUACUUCUGUAUAAUACAGAGAAUAUUGGGGAAGAAUUUCAGGUGCCCUUGACUAAAUAAAUUAAUAAAAUGAA